Messenger RNA from Oncorhynchus mykiss (rainbow trout), 4312 nucleotides. NCBI's taxonomy places the organism in Eukaryota, Metazoa, Chordata, Actinopteri, Salmoniformes, Salmonidae. The record is from RefSeq and is a predicted model, not a curated record.
GUCUGUUGAUAAUUGUUUGUGUUUCUGUUGGUCAGAGGGAGCAAGCGCUCGGUGUUAAAUGAAUGGGGACAAGAGAUGUGAAUUGUUUUACUCUCAAUAAAAGGGCUCAAUUGAAAGGAGUGAUUACUAAAGUAGCCGUAAAUGUGAAAGUUGACCAACUGAAGGGGAUGUUUGCUUGGUGCGAAUCAGACCGGGUGGCGUGAGUGGUGAAACACUAGAGCCGUUGUCUGUUCUUUUGAGUUUUGAUGUUGAGUCUUUGCCCGACAGUGAUGUUAGGAUAUGUUAAAAUCCAUUUCGUUGUUACAGGUGUCAAGCUUAUGGGCAUGUUGUAGGUGUGAGAAUUAUGCAGAAGAAUUAUGUUUCAGUAAGAUUGCAUGUUUAGCUUGUAUUGCAAUGGUUAUCAACUGUACUGGAGGGAUGGAACGUAAGUUGCAGAAAGUAAGGUUGUGGUGGCACAGAGAGGUAUUUGAGUGUACCAGGCUUGACGUCAGAAGAGUUACAGGGUGUGUUGAGUGGUGGUGUCCAGUCCUUUCAGACUUUUUGGCCUGAGGUAGGACUAGAUAGAUUUAAAUAGCGUAGUAGGGUGGUGGAUUUUUUUGUGUUUGGUUAGAUGGUAACGGUAUUUGUUUGUUUAUUUUUUUUAUUCUCAAGCAAGGUUUAGUGGAGUUUUACUCCCUUCUAGUAGGUGGCGGUAAUGCAACAUUAAUUGGAUGCCAACCUCCGUUAAACCUCAUCAAAGAAUACGUAUGUAUGUUAUUUACGAUGAGCAGUUCCCCACAUUUAGGGGAAUUAUGCGUUUUCAACAGGGGAUUAAGGGUGUAAUCAUUAGUCCAAACAAUUGCAAAACGAAACGAGUUUCUAUUGGACAAAUUCAGCUAAAUCCACUAUAAACGACAAGUAGUGCUGUUGCUUCUGAUUGGGUUAUUUAAUAAUCAACAUUUAACGUGAGAGAUGGCGCACACGGAAGGACUGGAAAAUGCAAUGGGAAAGUGUUCAGGAAAACAGGGCUCGACUCUUGGCCUGAGAAGUCGACCAUGCACCAGCGAAAGAGAUGGCCAGGUCCGCGUUGUUAAAGCCUUGCUUCAGAAGAGACUCGGACCUUACGAGCCGGUGUUGACCUACCUACAGUCCGUUCUGGUGUGGGAAAGGCCGUUUCAGAGUGUGCUACUCUUCACAGUGGUCAACGUUGUGUUCUGGUUCUUUGCCCUGACCUCGCUGCGCCUGCUCUUCCUGCUGUGCUCUGGCCUGGUUGUAUUCAUCUGCGUUGACAGCUGGAGGAACAAGAUCUGGCCUGAGAUCAGAGAUCCAGUCCCUUAUUCCCCAGUGUCAUACUACCCUUGGUGUGAACACCCUACUGGCCCUGUUAAAAAACCUGAUGAGUCUGAAAAUGAAAGCUGGGGCCUGGUGCAGCCAGGGGUGCUCAGUGUUCCAGAACUGUGUCACCACAUUGCUGAGGUCUGGGUCUCUGGGCUGGCCUUCACAUCCAGCCUGAUGCAGUUCAAACGCCACAACCCUGGCAAGUUCUGCCUCCUGACCUGUGCCCUCUUGACCUGUCUGGUCAUGGUUGGACGGUACAUUCCUGGACUGGUGCUCUCUUACUCUGCAGUGCUGGUUGUUCUGCUGUGCCCCCUGGCAGCGUACCACCGAGUGUGGCAGCGUGUGUGCAUGAAGCUGGAGCCGGCCCUGCAGUGGCUGGACUUCAGCGUUCGUGGGUAUAUGAUGUCAAAGCCCAUCGACAACCAGUCCUGUGGCCUGUGUUUGCAUGUUUGCUCUGCAGUCCUCCGCAAGCCAAUUCGGGGUGCAGCAUCCGGUGAUGCCAGUGACAGUGAGGAGGAGCUUGCUGCAUUCUGCCCGACGUUUGACGAUGCUAUAGUGGCCAAAGAACUUGCGAUGACAGACUCUGAGCACUCUGACGCUGAGGUCUCGUACACAGACAAUGGGACCUUUAACCUGUCCCGUGGCCAGACUCCUCUCACAGAGGGCUCAGAAGAUUUUGAUAGACACAGUGACAAUGAGGAGUCGUUUGCACGAGACCUCAAUGACUUCCCCUCCAUCAACCCAGACGCCACCCUGAUGGACGACGACGACGACUCCUGCAUCGGGCUGCCCAGCCUGGGUCUUCGGUCUGGGCGGACUGGCCCCCGAACCACGGCCGAGCUGCUGGAUGUGGAAUCCCACCUGGACUCUGACCAGGACGACCUGGACGAGGAGCUCUCCUUCGGCGGCCUCCCCCCUGCUUCUGACUUCCUCGGAGGUGACCUGGCUGGAAUCAUCGCUAGCAACAUGAUUCAGGCGGCAUUGGCUGGUGCCAUGCAGCCUCGUCCCCCUGCCGCCCGCAGAGAGAGGGUGGGGCCCACCAGAGCAGGGGCCCAUAGGGGCUUCCGCAAGCAGUCUAGCUCGGAGCUGGACACGGACUUGGACGGAGAGGACUUUGAGAUGCUGGACCAGUCGGAGCUGAACCAGAUGGAUUCCUUUGGGGGUGCAGGAGGACGGGGAGGAGGGCAGGGUGGGGGACAGGGGUCCAACUUCCUCUCCAACCUACUGGGGAAACCACAGUGAGGCGCAUAACAAUCAAACUAAGUAUUUGUGUGUGAUUGAGUGAUUGGAAUGUUUAUGGAUUGUUUUGACUGCGUGUAUGUGUGAGUCAUUUAAUCGUAGGAUCCAGCAGCCAGGCUCCUGAUUGGCCUCAGUUGAUAUCACUGUGAAGUACUUCUGAUUUCUAUCUCACUUUUCAAUUUCUUCCUUUAGUCUGUAGCUUGUAUGUGUAAGCCACCAUCAUCCAGAAAGUCUUCUUUUGCAGGCUGAGCAAUAGGAAACGCAAUGUAAAAAAAAUCCAUCUGUUUUUGAAACAGCAUUACAGAACCACUUCUCUGUCCUGUCAUCCAGUAUGCCCGAGUGAGUAAUAAGUUUUUUUUAAGUCGACCACUAGGUAGUAUACACAUUUCCUAAAAUGCUAGACACACAGGGCUAUUUAAUAUGGGACCAAGUAUGACAUUCCUGUUGAUUAGUGAAGUUUUACAACUGCAAUGACCGUGUUUUGAAUAGUUUUAGCAAUAUCUGACUGGUACUCUUUUAGUAAAAACCACUGCUUUCAUUUUAAGACACUCAUUCUCUAUUAGAAACUAAGUAAAUAUUAAUGGUGAUAUUUUUUUAGAUCAUUCUUGAUUGAGACAUUAAUUUGUUUCAAGUCUGAAAUCAUUGUAUUAAAGAAAGGGGAUUGGCAUUUUAGUUAUGUGUUUUACUGUCUUCCCCCCCGAAUGUUUCUUCCCAAACCAUUGGUCCUGUUUUGUUUGCUGUACUUCUGGGUAGAUCCGUGAACGUAGGGUUGCCUGUGUUCUCCAUGUGUCUUGAAUGAGCAGUCAUGGGCUAUUUAGAUAUUUUUGUCUGUGUCAUCACAAUAAGUAACUUUAUCAAGUUAACCUGCUCCUUGUAUCCCUUCUCUCGUGGCAUUCCCAAUCCCUAUCACCAUCUUCACUCAUUUUUGCCGAUCCUUCUCAGAGGAGAAUCUGUAGAAUAGACAUGCAUAUGUAAGAAGUACCGAAUAUAAACCUUUUAGUUUAACCUCAACUCAUGCAUGAACCACAUUUUGUAAACGUCUUAAGAAAAUCAUCAGGAAAACAUGUUUACAUUGAUGGGUGAACAAAAUGCUGGUAUACAAAACUCAACCUGAUUAGCCUUUUUUUUAAAGUGUGAAUAUGUAAUAUUGUCUUUUAAAAACUAGGGUGCAGUAAAUGUUAGCCUAUUUCUUUUAUUUUUUUGUGCAGGUCAGCAUGAUUAACCUGCGAUGGGCAAACAAGCUCCUGCUGCUUUUGUCUUUUUCAUGGACACAAUCUAAUAAAUAGGAGGGGUGAUUCUUGGUCAAUGAAACUGAAAUGACCCGCAGAUGGGUUUUGCUGAAGUAGCUGGAUCAAACAAUCAGAAAGAGACAAUGCUGGUUUAUAUAUAUAUAUAUAUAUAUAUAUAUCUGUGACAAAUUGCCCAAUAAUGCUAUUUGUGUUGUAUACAAAAUCAUGACUGUGGGAUUACUUACAGUAGAACUUCUAGAUCCCCUGACCAUGGACAUGGCCCAGAAAACAAUCUGUCUGAUCUGAAAAGGUUUGGGAUUUUAAUUAAAAAGAGUGAAUGUACAUGACUUGUUUUGGACCACUUUAGUUUAAAUAGGGCUUGUUGCAGUAUCGGUUCAUGAAGAUGGCCAGGCAAUUCUUCAUCCUUAGUAUUAUGUUCUAUAAAUGUGUUCAAGUAGUUUUUUUUUUCUCUCUCUGACAUUGGUUUUGAUGUGCAAAUCUUAUUAAAUAUGAAGUCUGGAUUAAAU